ACUGGACUUGGGAUUUAUGGAUCUGAUUGGUUCGGGUGGGGGCGAGGUUGGCCAGUUUAAAGCCUGAAACUCAAUAGUCCAUUAGCUAUAUAAGCUCUGUCCGCCGGCCGAGCCAAAACAUUUGUGUGGACCGUGUGAGCGCGUAAGAUCAGAAUGAGGCUUCUGUUGGUCCUUCCACUCCUAUUCGCUGCGGUCUCUGCCCAGCUCGGUUUCGGAGGAGGCAGAUUCGGAGGAGGUCUUGGGGGAGGCCUUGGUAACCUGGCCAACAAUGCAGCAGCGGGCAUUCAGGGUGCUGUGAGCAACUUCGCAAGUGCUGUGCCCAAAGUGCCUUUCCUCUCUAAUGUCCAGAGCUUCGGUGACUUCCUGUCCCAAUCCGGAAAGUCCUACCUCAAUGCCGCCGAUAGGGCUCUCCACGAGACCGCCUUUGCGGCGACCAAGAAUCUGGUGGAUGCCGGAAACGAGGCCUUCGCCCGGGGAACUGCCUCCUUCAAGCAGGCUGUGAAUGCCUUCGCUGACCUGACCCACUCCGAGUUCCUGAAGCAGUUGACCGGUCUGAGGAGGGAUCCAGCUGCUAAAGCUAGAGCUGCCUCCAGUUUGAAGGAGGUGAGCCUGAAGCCAGGACCCGUUCCGGAUUCCUUCGAUUGGCGUGAGCAUGGUGGUGUCACCCCCGUGAAGUUCCAGGGAACUUGUGGAUCUUGCUGGGCUUUCGCCACCAUCGGAGCCAUCGAGGGUCACACCUUCCGCAAGACGGGAUCUCUUCCCGUGCUCUCCGAGCAGAAUCUGGUCGACUGUGGUCCCACGGAGGACUUUGGUCUGGUUGGCUGCGAUGGUGGCUUCCAGGAGGCCGCCUUCUGCUUCAUCGAUGAGGUGCAGAAGGGCGUGUCGCAGGCUGGAGCAUAUCCCUACAUCGACAACAAGGACACGUGCAAAUACGACGCCAGCAAGUCGGCAGCCAAACUCGAAGGAUUCGCAACCAUUCCGCCCAAGGACGAGGAGCAGAUGAAGAAGGUGAUUGCCACCCUGGGGCCCCUGGCCUGCUCCGUGAAUGGCUUGGAGACCCUGAAGUCCUACGACGGUGGCAUCUAUGACGACGAUGAGUGCAACAAGGGCGAACCGAACCACUCAAUCCUCGUCGUGGGCUACGGAUCAGAGAAUGGAAAGGACUACUGGAUCGUCAAGAACUCGUGGGACGUAGCCUGGGGCGAGAAGGGCUACUUCCGCCUGCCGCGCGGACAGAACUUCUGCUUCAUCGCUGAUGAGUGCUCCUAUCCAAUUGUUUAAGUCAUCCAUCAGAAUUGGAAAAUGUUUUGUUACAUCAGUUUCUCAAAUAAAGUAAAAUAUAUAGAAGAACUAAA
Molecule: messenger RNA, 1355 nt
Organism: Drosophila biarmipes
Lineage: Eukaryota; Metazoa; Arthropoda; Insecta; Diptera; Drosophilidae
Product: procathepsin L
Exons: 4
Coding region: 154-1281 (375 amino acids)
Cellular component (GO): lysosome
Molecular function (GO): cysteine-type endopeptidase activity
Source: RefSeq, a predicted model, not a curated record